AUGACGGCCUUCCCCGGCAAAACCCGGAUGACACUGGGCCAAUUGUGCGCUGCCAUAUGGGACACCCAAUCACAGCCGGAUGUGAUGCAGCCUAGAAUUACACUGCCCCUCUGUGGCAAUGAGAAUGCCGGGAAGAAGUACGUUCAACAGGAGGAGAAGCCUGUCUGUGUCCGAUGCCAUGACCGGUUCUGUGCCAACACCUGCACUGAGUACCGCCACCCUAUUGGCAUCGACUCCAAGGAGCUGCAACAUAAGGGCCCUUAUUGGCACGCAGACUGCUUUCGCUGCUACAAGUCGCUAGCCAAGGAGUCUUUCAGUGCUAAGGAGGACGGCAUCAUAUGUGGGAAGUGUAGCUCCCGAGAGGAUGCCCCUCGUUGUCACACCUGCUACAAAUCCAUUCUAGCCGGCUCCGAGAAUGUGGAGUAUAAAGGCGACGUGUGGCACGAGGACUGCUUCACCUGUUUCCACUCUCCUGUCAAAGGCCACUGGCCCGGGACUCGCUUUACCUCCCAUGAGGAGAAGGCUUUCUGUGUGAACUGCUACAAGACUACUGUAGCCAAGAAAGGCAGCGGCUGCCAGAACCCCAUUACAGGUUUCGGCAAAGCCACCAAUGUGGUGAAUUACGAGGGCAGCUCCUGGCAUGAGUACUGCUUCAACUGCAAGAAGUGUUCCCUGAGCGUGGCUAGCAAGUGCAUUGUGGCCAACUCAAGGGACAUCUUCUGCUCAGAAUGUGCCAAGAAGCUCUGA
Molecule: messenger RNA, 747 nt
Organism: Oncorhynchus nerka (sockeye salmon)
Lineage: Eukaryota; Metazoa; Chordata; Actinopteri; Salmoniformes; Salmonidae
Product: four and a half LIM domains protein 1-like
Exons: 6
Coding region: 1-747 (248 amino acids)
Biological process (GO): muscle organ development
Molecular function (GO): transmembrane transporter binding
Source: RefSeq, a predicted model, not a curated record